AUGACCUCAUCGAAGGAAGACCCCAAACCCAAAACGAGUGUCCCUAGACACCCCACGGGGAUUGAAGGCGAGGACACCAACGACUGCGUCAAGUGGUGCUUCACUGAACUCGACCCGGAUGCUCUCAGUUUAAACUACGGAUGGCCUUCGGAUUUUGUCACCUCACAGUGGCCUGGAAGACCAUGGAUAUACGUCAUCUAUCGAACAACGGUAGGGGUCGCCCUGUUCGGCUGGAUGCUCGCAGACAUAGCCUACGAAGCGACGACAUUCUAUCAGGGGAAUGGCUGGAGAUGGUUUCUGUUCGCUUCCAACUGGAGUUUUGCCAUUUUGACAAUCACCGCUGUUCUGCAGGCUGUCACCAGCACGUUACACGUAUACAAACCGUAUUGGAUCAUUG
Molecule: messenger RNA, 397 nt
Organism: Candidula unifasciata
Lineage: Eukaryota; Metazoa; Mollusca; Gastropoda; Stylommatophora; Geomitridae
Source: the annotation of a GenBank genome assembly